UCAAUAAAAUCGCAAAAAUAUAGCAAAUUUAUAGAAAAUAUUAAUAAAAUUGAUUAAAAACCUAUUAAAGAUAUGUCCGAUAAUGAAUAUGAACGUUUUGAAAUAACCGACUAUGAUUUGGAAAAUGAAUUCAAUCCGAAUAGGACCAGGAAAAAACAUACCAAACAGCAGCAAAUAUAUGGUAUUUGGGCUGAUGAUAGCGAAAAUGAAGAAGAAGAAUCUUCCGGACGUCGUCGUGGAGGACGCAAAGGCCGCAUGGGCUUAGGUUCCUCCGGCAGUCGCAGUAAAGAUUACACGGCUCCGGUUAGUUUUGUGGCCGGUGGCAUACAACAGUCGGGCAAGAAAAAGGAUAAAAAGAAGGAAGAUGAUGCCAGCAAUGAAGAAGAUGAUGACGAAAAUCCGAUAACAGAUGAAGAAGAUGAAAUAAAUCCUCGUCCCGGUUUUGGUACGGGCGGCAGGCCUACUCUAAUGGAUGUUGAUUCCGCUCACACAAGUGAAGAGUCAGAGGAAGAACCAGAGACUAGAAAACCUCCACCAGCUCAACAGAAACCUUCAUAUUUUAAGCAUAACCAGUCAGGCAAUUCUAAUGUAGGGGCCUGGGAACAACACACUCGUGGCAUAGGAGCUAAAUUGCUGUUGCAGAUGGGAUAUAAGCCAGGCAUGGGGUUGGGUAAAGAUUUGCAGGGUAUUUCGCAGCCUGUAGAGGCUCAUGUACGUAAGGGUAGAGGUGCCAUUGGAGCAUAUGGCCCGGAGACGGCUGCUAGUGUGGGUGGUAAAGGGCAUACACCUAAAAUAGACGAAGAUGUUCGCGAGGCUAAGGAGUUUAAGGAAAAGCUAAACAAAUGGAAAAAAGCAGGUGAUCCUAAGCAGGAAAAAGCUUCAAAGCGUUAUUAUUACAAAUCCGUAGAGGAGGUGUUGGAAAAAGGCAAAAAUUCCAAUUAUAUUAUCAGCGAUAAAAUAAGUAAAAAACUCGGCAAUGUCCCCGUCAUUGAUAUGACCGGCCCUGAAAAACGUGUCCUAAGUGGCUAUCAUGCCAUUGCCCAAUCGAAAGUUACCGACGAAGAUUUAUAUGACCUCAAUGAACAGCCGAAAAAGUCGGCUACCUCAUUUGCUCUACCCGAACUCAUGCACAAUCUCACACUAAUAGUAAACAUGUGUGAACAGGACAUUAUAUCGUUGGAUUCAGCGCAAAAUGCUGCCUGUGAAAGACAACUGUCGCUCGAACAGGAAAAGAAGCAACUGCAAGAAAUUGUCAGUUUAGAAAGUAAUCACAUUAGUACUUUGGAUAAAGUCUUCUGUCUGGUAGAUGAGUUGACCAGCAAUGAAUCAGAUGUGGAUUUAGAGCGGGCAGAAAAAAUAUUUCUGCAAUUGCAGCAUGAUUACGCGUCCGAGUAUAAACAAUUUGGUUUGGGAGAUUUGGCAGCGGGCAUUAUAGCUCCCUUGCUGAAAAAUCAUCUGUGCGAUUGGAAACCUCUGGAGAAUCCCACCAUGUAUGUGGAGUUAAUUAAGAAAUGGCGUUCUAUAUUGGAAAAUCAAAACGAUAUACAAACAGAGACACGUUCCAAUAUCUUUGAUCCCUAUUCUUCGCUGGUGUGGGCUGGAGUAAUACCCAGUUUCCGUUCUUGUGCUGAAUUUUGGGAUCCUAAACAGUAUCAGUCUAUGGCUGCUUUGCUGGACUGUUGGGCUCCCCUAUUUCCCACAUGGAUUCUAGAUUCGGUGCUAGAACAAUUAAUAUUGCCGCGUUUGAGUACAGCGGUGCGUAAUUGGGAUCCUCUCACCGAUACCGUGCCCAUACAUAUAUGGAUUUUACCCUGGAAUACUAUAUUGGGUCAUAAAAUGGAGGAAUUUAUAUUCCCCACUAUACGUGAGAAAUUGGGCAAUGCUUUACAAGCCUGGAUGCCACAGGAUCGUUCGGCCCGUGCCAUGUUAACACCUUGGAAAGGAGCCUUUGAUAACAGUGAAAUGCAGGUUUUCUUGUUGCAGCAUAUUAUACCAAAACUGCAAAUGGUUUUGACGGAAUUUGUUAUCAAUCCUUUGCAACAGGAUUUGGAACCCUGGAAUCAAGUUUGGGAAUGGCAUGAACUAAUACCCUCCAUACAAAUGGCUCAAAUUUUAGAUAAAUAUUUCUUUCCCAAAUGGAUGCAAGUACUGGUUCUGUGGCUCAAUCAAUCGCCAGACUAUGGCGAAAUUUCACGUUGGUAUUCCGGCUGGAAGAGUAUGUUCUCUGAGGAGAUUUUAAGAGAGCCCAACAUAAAAGAACACUUACGCAGAGCUCUAGAGAUUAUGCAUCGUGCUACGGAUCAGCUAGCAUCUACACCCACACUAACAAGUGCCAGCAGUAUAGGAGCUCACAUAAAGGCUACACCUGUGCCACCACCGCCUCAGCCACCACCACCUCCUCCCUCGCUUAUGGAUCUACAAGUACCAGCUCCCACUCAAAUGGAAUUCAAAGAGUUGGUCUCACGUAAAUGUGCCGACAGAGGUGUGCUGUUUGCUCCUCUACCCGGGCGGCGAGAGCUGGGCAAACAAAUCUAUCGCGUGGGCAAAUUGUAUUGUUACAUUGAUCGCAAUGUUUGCAUGUUAAGUGAUGGAACGUUUAAGAAUUGGGUACCCACACCGUUGCAGCCAAUGAUAGAGAGAGCUAUAACUGGAAUUUUAAAUUAAGCGGGUUAAAAGCAAAAGGAUUAAUCGACGAAAAUGCAUUAUGUUAAUAAAAAUUGAAUAAUAAAUUAAUAUUUCUUAAAGAAACAAUUACCAAAA
Calliphora vicina (urban bluebottle blowfly) is the source of this 2760-nucleotide messenger RNA. It is a transcript of the gene sip1, whose product is annotated as septin interacting protein 1. The record is from RefSeq and is a predicted model, not a curated record. Gene Ontology annotation, cellular component: U2-type post-mRNA release spliceosomal complex. Gene Ontology annotation, biological process: spliceosomal complex disassembly. Bases 73 to 2664 code for a protein of 863 amino acids. Gene Ontology annotation, molecular function: nucleic acid binding. Lineage: Eukaryota; Metazoa; Arthropoda; Insecta; Diptera; Calliphoridae. The transcript has 5 exons.